Molecule: messenger RNA, 621 nt
Organism: Balaenoptera acutorostrata (minke whale)
Lineage: Eukaryota; Metazoa; Chordata; Mammalia; Artiodactyla; Balaenopteridae
Product: IQ domain-containing protein F2-like
Exons: 2
Coding region: 1-621 (206 amino acids)
Molecular function (GO): calmodulin binding
Source: RefSeq, a predicted model, not a curated record
AUGCAGCAGCCUGGAAGGCUGAGCAAGCACCCGGAGGGACACCGCAUGGAGAAUUGCCUGGAGCCCCGCAGAUUUAAGGGAAGUGGACAGACAGACGGCAAUUUAAUUUUAAUUGCGAUUGAGGAUUCCGAAGAAGAAAUUAGGUUGAAGCAGAAGAAGCAGCAGAAGCAGCAGCAGCAGCAGAAAAAAAAAAAGAAAAAUAUAAAAGAAAGAAUAAAAGCAGCCAAGAAGAUCCAGGCCUGGUGGCGUGGCACCCUGGUACGCCAGACAUUGUUCCACGCAGCCCUCAGGGCCUGGAUCAUUCAGUGCUGGUGGAGACUGACAAUGGACAGGCUGCGGCAGAAGAAGCGGAGGGCAGCCCUGAUUUCCUACGCACACACGGAGAGGGCGGUGGUCCAGCUCCAGUCUUUGGUCCGUAUGUGGUGCAUCCACUGGCGAUACUGCCAGGUGCUCAAUGCCAUUUACAUCAUCCAGUACCGCUGGCAAUGCCACAACUGCCAGACCUGUGCUCUCCUCCGGGGCCACCGUGUCGUCACAGCCACUCACCUGCAGUUCCACAUUGAAAUCAUCAAUGGCAAGAAUGCGGCACUGUCUCCUCUCCUCAGUAAAGGUCUAACCUGA